GGAAGAUAGAGGUAGCUAAUAUGAACUUAAAGGGUUAUAAUAGAAGCUGUGGUGGAAGAAAAUGACUGAAAUAAGCCAAAGGGUCUUUGUGGUGAUAGUGCAUUUCUUUUCGCUCUCCAUGGCUCUUCAUCAGCACAGCCUCCACAGGUCAGUGGAGGAUGCGCUGGAGCACACUGGGGGUCACUUGCGGCCGGGACUCUGCAGCUAUGGUCAGAAUACUUCCUGUUGUUUGGGAUGGAGGAAUGUUAACAGCAUUUGUCAGCCGGUGUGCAAGAAACCAUGUGUAAAUGGAAAAUGUGUGGGACCAGACAAGUGUUUAUGCUCCACAGGGUUUAAAGGACCCCAGUGUGAUGAAGAUGUGAAUGAGUGCGGUUUCCUGAAGAGACUGUGUUUCCAGCGCUGCAUGAAUACACACGGUAGCUAUCGCUGUUACUGUGAACCUGGAUACACACUGAGUGCUGAUGGCUACACCUGCACCAGAGGGGCCGCAUGUUUCUCCCUGCGCUGCCAGUUUGGUUGCCAGAUGGAGAGAGGGGGAGUAGUGCACUGCCUGUGUCCCCCCGGUCUCCACCUGGCCACUGACAACAAGACUUGUGAAGAUGUAAAUGAGUGUCAGCGGGAUGUUGAUGUGUGUCACCCACGGCAGACCUGCAAGAACACUUUUGGCAGCUUUGUCUGUGUGUGCCAGGAUGGUUUUGUGCUGGGGACACACCAGGGCUCGCUGCAAUGUCGAGAUAAGGAUGAAUGUUUAACCGGGUCUCACCGGUGCAGCCACUACGCUCAGUGUGUCAACACUGACGGUUCCUACACCUGUCAGUGUUUAGAGGACUACUUCGGCAACGGACGCACCUGCUUGCCCAGGAGAGCCCCACAGUCCAAGGCUGUCAUGUACUUCAACUACAAACUCUCCAAAAGGACCAAGCCCAUACAACCUUCAUCUUAGAGCGUCUUCUUGCAACCUACAUGGCUCAAACAAAAAGGGACAUGCAUCAUUAGAGGGUAAUUUAAGAGGUGUUCAGGUUAAUAAAAAAUGGUUUACAGAGGUUGUGGAAGUUUUCAAAACUCUCAGAACAUGUUGCAAUGUCAAGUAUUUUAUUGAGUAAUAAUAAUUGUCAACUCAUCUACAAACCUUGUUGUCUUCUUCUGUUUCAAGGCUGUUAUUUCUCUUUCUCGGCAGCAAGGCAAAAACUUGGAAUACCCCCAGCACUAUUCGUUGCCUGUUUGAUGUCUGUUGAAGGAACCCUUCAUUUAACAAAUGCACAGCAACAGCACCACACUCUGUACUUUGCUUGUGCACUUCAGCCCAAAUGGACUGUGAUGACAGGAGGGUUUUCCUUGCGCUGGCAUCACCAGUGUCACACAAACACCACCCCUGUUAUUGCACGUGGGAUCUAUUUUGUCCAACAAAAUGUAGCACAAAUUUGCAGCUAUUGCUCACAAGUCAUUGGUAAUGUAUUAAACAUCCCAUUAAGUUUAAGUUUUCAUCCUGAAAAAAGGCAGUUUUGUGAAACUUCAUCAGAAUUUGUUAAUAAAAG
Micropterus dolomieu (smallmouth bass) is the source of this 1535-nucleotide messenger RNA. Its product is annotated as nephronectin. The coding region runs from base 62 to 943 and encodes 293 amino acids. Lineage: Eukaryota; Metazoa; Chordata; Actinopteri; Centrarchiformes; Centrarchidae. Gene Ontology annotation, molecular function: calcium ion binding. The transcript has 7 exons. The record is from RefSeq and is a predicted model, not a curated record.